ACUGGCAGUUUCUGCGGAAAUGCUCCACUCUUUCACGGUUCUGCUCUUACUUCUCCUGCUACUCCUUUUCUGUUCACUCUUUCUUCUCCCACCAGCUGAAGCUGUUGAUGAUACUUACACUCUUCCUGAUGAGCACUUCAUUAACUGUGGAUCAAAGUCUAGUGUCACCUUUGGAAUCAGGAGCUUCACAGGAGAUCCCUUCUAUGGAAAAGGAAGCAAACCUGUCCAAGACCCUAAACCUUCAGGUGAUACACCAGUGCUAUAUCAAACAGCAAGAAUAUUCAGACGCCCUUCCCCUUAUAAGCUUGAAAUGAGGCAAAAUGGCACGUACGUGGUACGUCUUCAUUUCUUUGCUUUCUCAUCUUCUGUCAGCUUAGCGGAUGCUGUGUUUAAUGUCUCAGCCCAACUUAAUGCCUCAGCUCCAUUGCUUUUACUAUUGUCGAAUUUUACCAUGAAAAAUAGCAAUGAAUCAACAGUGGUUAAGGAAUUCUUGCUUACAAUUGGAGCUGGUAAAUUCUUGCUCUACUUCAUACCUUCUCAAAUAUCAUGUUUGGCUUUUGUAAAUGCCAUUGAAGUCUUUCUUGCCCCUAAUGGCUUCGUCCCUGAUUACGCCACACACAUAAAUUUGUCUGGGAUUAAAGGCAAUUAUAGUGGUUUACUUUCCAAUGUUUUGCAAAAAGCUUAUAGAAUCAAUGUUGGAGGUCCCAACAUCACGGAAGAGACGGAUACACUUAUGAGGUUUUGGAUAUCAGAUGACCAAUUUUUGCUCUUCCCAGUAUUUACUGAAAACAGACAAACCACCUAUGAUGAAUUAAAAUUUGUACAACGUGGAGCUAAUGGUUCAACUAAGUAUAUUGCCCCAGAGUCUGUCUAUGGGACUGCCAAAGAAUUGAAUUCAACUAAUAGCAGCAAGAAGUUUUCGAAUAUUACUUGGCGUUUUAAAGUCGAUGAGCAUUCUAAGCACUUUGUUCGGGCGCAUUUCUGUGAUUUUAUUACCCCCUCACUUAAUUAUCCUGGGCUCAAUUUCUGUAUCAAUGGAAAUUUUUGUCAGUUGAUCAGUCCAUACGAGACAAUUAAUCAGCUGUCAGCUCCAUUUUAUGCUGAUUUUGUUGUUGAUUCCGGUAAAUCUGGAAAUAUUGACAUUAGUGUUGCCCCUCCUAAAGAUGAAAGAUAUCAAAUUGCCUUUUUGAAUGGCCUUGAGAUUAUGCAGCUAAUGGAAAAUUCAUAUUCGUCUUUUGUGCCACUGCGACCCGAGCCCAAGAAGAAAAUUUUGUUCAUUAUUGCCGGUUCACUUGGUCUGGCUUUUGCAUUCAUUAUAAUGGCGGUCGUGAUGAUUCGUCUAGUUCGCAAGAAAGAAGAUGCGGUUGAAAUUCCACGUUUGCCAUCUUCUUUGGCUUUUCCUGGAUGGAGUGAAAAUGACAUGUCAACUGCUAGAACUGUUGGUCUUGGUUUGGACCUUGAAUUAAGGAUACCCUUUGCUGAAAUACUGCAAGCAACACAAGAUUUUGACUCAAAACUUUUCAUUGGUGAGGGUGGAUUUGGGAAAGUAUAUGUUGGAACUCUUCAUGGUAAGAAAGUCGCUGUUAAACGAAGGGAACCAGGAUACAAGCAGGGUCUUGCGGAAUUCCAGACAGAGAUAAUGGUACUUUCCCGAACUCGCCAUCGUAACCUUGUUUCCUUGAUCGGAUACUGUGAUGAAAGGUCUGAAAUGAUAUUGGUUUAUGAAUUCAUGGAAAAGGGAAAUCUUAGAGAUAAUCUAUAUGACACAAAUGGCUGUUCUAAACCAAAUGGAUUGUCAUGGGAGAAAAGACUUGAGAUCUGCAUUGGCUCAGCAACAGCCCUCCAUCACCUGCACACAGGUUCAGCUGUGAAAAUUAUUCACCGUGAUGUUAAGUCAACAAACAUCUUGCUAGAUGAAAAUUACACAGCUAAAGUAUCUGAUUUCGGUAUUUCAAAAUCAAGUCAUUCUGAUCUAACCCUGGAUAAUACAAUUGUAAAAGGUAGUGUUGGUUAUUUGGAUCCAGAAUAUUUUAUGUCUGUAGAGUUGACAGAAAAAUCUGAUGUGUACUCUUUUGGAGUGGUACUUUUAGAAGUUCUCUGUGCUAGACCUGCUGUUAUCAACUCACCUCAGAAGGAGGAGGUGAACCUAGCAGAUUGGGGUUUGUUUUGGCUAAAGAAAGGGCAGCUUGAAAAAAUUAUUGAUCCUUCCCUAGUGGAUAAAAUAAACCCUAAUUCGUUUAGAAAAUUUGGUGAAAUAGUUGGGAAGUGUUUGGAGGCAAAGGGUAGUAAUAGGCCAACGAUGCAUAAUGUGCUAUGGGACUUAGAAUAUGCAUUGAGCCUACAUACUGGAAUAAACAGAGAAGACGCCGGUGAAAGCACCACAAAUAUUUCAUUGCAGUUUGGGCUGCCCGUGCUUCUCCAUUUACCAACCAGUAGCUUUCCAGUUGAAGAAAAUGAACAGUCCAUAGUAGGCAACAAUGGUUCAGAUACAUCUGCUAGUGAAAUAUUCUCCCAGUUGAAGUUUGCUGGCCCUAGAUAAUCUCCAUUAAUUCAAGGGAAGGAAGAUCACUCAUAUCAUGUCAACAUUUAAUAUCUGCUAUCAACCUGACGGGCCAAGACAUCAGGAUGUUAUAUGAACUCCAGCAAAUCAAUAAAACUGAAUCGAGGGCUGACUCAAAACAAAUUACAGCCCCGGGUUCAACUUCUGCUAAAUGAUGGGUGGUGUGGUGGAUUAUGUCUGAAGUGCUUGUAAAAUAAUAAUCCAAGAUAUUCUGAAGUAAAUGUAUAUCUAUUUAUGUUUUUUUCCAGUUAGAAUAAUUAGUCUUCUAACUUGUUGCUCCAUGCAUGAGUUUUAGAAGACCCUCUAGCCAAUGGUAAACUACGACCUCAGUAAUUACAGAGUACCAGAGUUGCUAAAUAGCUGAAGGCACAUGAUUUGAGCAAUGAAUCACUAAUAAUUCUUGUUUACUUCCAAUCACUCAGAGGAACUUGCAGAAUAUCAUGACUUUUGCAUCCUAAGUUCUCUCCCAAAAAAUUUGACAAAUUCACGAGAUCUUCAAAAUCAAUCAUCAUAUAACGGUAAGUCUGUAACAUGUCAAAUUCAGAAAUAUUAAUGAGAUUUAACAUGCCAGAAACUAUAUGCUGGCAGUUAAAGAUCACCUUCAAGCCAUGUCCAACUAACAUAUCUGUGACACAGAUUAUACGAAACUGGCUUUCCAAAAUUCCAAUGUGAUUUCUUGAAUAAAAUGAUUUUUAUUUUUUCACUAACAUCAAGUUGACUUGAUAUUGCACACAGUUAAUUAAUUGUUAACUGAAUUAUAGAAUCUUGGCUUCUGAUUAGUGGAAGGGUUAAGCACUUGAACUGCCAUAGGACUUGCAGAUGAAUUUUAUUUCUCUUCACCACUGAUUUUAGAUAAUCAUGGGCACAGUUUGUUAUUGCUGGUUUUCAUGAUAUGAGACAGCUUUGGGCCAAUAUGAGACAGCUUGGUCAUAAACCAAUGAAUCAUUUCUAAUCCCUAC
Durio zibethinus is the source of this 3519-nucleotide messenger RNA. Lineage: Eukaryota; Viridiplantae; Streptophyta; Magnoliopsida; Malvales; Malvaceae. The record is from RefSeq and is a predicted model, not a curated record.